AUGAUGUACGAUUUGCGGUAUUGCGUACUCCACUAUAUAAGUCUCCAACUCUCCUUCUUUCCUCAUAACUCCACUUCUUCACAAAAGAAAAAGCCGCCGCCGAGUUAUUGUCGUCGCCGCCAAGUCAUAGUUGCCGGCAAGCUUCGCCGUCGACGUCCUAACGCUGACUCCCUUCCUGCCGUCGUCUCUGGGCUGUUAGAUCCAUUGGUGGGUCAAGAUUUCCUCUCGUUCAGUCGUGCUCUGCGCCGUCCCCUUGGCAGUAGUCGGCCCUGCUUCCGUCUCAUGGUACUUGGUGCCAAGGCUUCUCCAGAUGCUGCCGAGGUCAUCGUCGAGGUCUCGAGGUCGGUUUUGCCGAGGUCUCGAGGUCAGUUUUGUCCUAGCGCCGAGGUCUCGAAGUCGACUUUGUUUUAG
Arabis nemorensis is the source of this 411-nucleotide messenger RNA. Lineage: Eukaryota; Viridiplantae; Streptophyta; Magnoliopsida; Brassicales; Brassicaceae. The record is from the annotation of a GenBank genome assembly.